Molecule: messenger RNA, 1569 nt
Organism: Fomitopsis serialis
Lineage: Eukaryota; Fungi; Basidiomycota; Agaricomycetes; Polyporales; Fomitopsidaceae
Exons: 5
Coding region: 1-1569 (522 amino acids)
Source: RefSeq, a predicted model, not a curated record
AUGUUCAACUUGAAGUCCAUUGCCGCUCAGCUCAAUCUCGACGAGGAGGAGGUCGCCGCCUGCUUAACCGCCCCAAAGCAGGCUGGUCGGAACCAGAGGACGGGCGACGUCGUGAAUCGCCUCACUGACAAGUACCCCAAAGCCUACCGCGACUUCUACGGCAGCGGCACUGCCUGUGUCUUCAAGUCUGGCCCUGACUGGCGCCGCAUCUGCCACGACCUCGACUCCGUCGGCGUAACGUGGACGUCCAUCAACCCCCUCGCCUACGCUUACGCCGGGGAAGCCAAGCCCUUCUGCCCUCUCAUCCUCUCCAUCGGUGUGAAGCCUCAAUCCCUGCUCUACGACGCUGCCGUUGCUGCAGCCACCGUUGUUAAGAACAUCCUCGCAGAGGCUUCCUUCCCCGCCAUCGAGGUGGCCUUUGUCGAGUCGGUAGUCACUCGUCACGGUUCCGUCGCUGCCGGCCCAGGGGGUCGAACGAAAGGAGCUUUGGGCCCUAAGCUCCUUUCAUUCGACCCCCUCCUCGACGAUGUCCCCGAACUUCGAAGGCUCUUCACCGCUACCCUCGGUCUCUCCAUCGCACCCCUCAAGUAUCCCCACUUGGAGGGCACAGCCUCGCUCUACUUUCGCCUUGGAAAAGAUGACAAGCGCAUCGCAGUCCUGACCUGCGCCCAUGUCGCCCGUUCCCCUCCUGUCUACGCCAACACGGGUAUGACGUGUAGCACCACACGCCAGGCUCGUGAGGAGUUCGUCGCGCUCGGUGAUAUAGGCUACAACAACGCCGUCAAGGCCAUGAUGAGCACCAUCAGCAACCUCCUCUGCUACAUCGACAUCUGGAACGAUGCGCUUGACAGGCUGGGGAAGCCCGUUGAGGGAGAGAACACUGGCAGCAAGGUCACCAAGAGGCGCGCGGAGCACUUGAAGUCAGUGGCGGCGGCGACGAAGAAGAUCGAGGAGGUGAAGGCGAUCCACGACGAGGUCACCAAGCCCCGUGCCACCCCUGACCAGCGCAUAAUUGGCUUCGUGCUUCAUUCCGAGAAGUUCGAAGUCUCGUUGUACGACGCGAAGAUUAAUUGGCCUACAUACGUCGGCGGUUAUGUCUCCUUCGCUGAUUUUCACAGAAAAUUGUUCCCUCAGCUCGCGGAUCUAGCAAACUAUCAGUACCCCCCGGAUGGUCUCCUCCAGGCCUAUGGCGUUGUCCAGGAGGACGAGAUCCACAAGCCCGAGCACCUCGACUUUCACGGUGAGAAGUCCCUGCUCGUCGUGAAGAAUGGGUUGGCCACUGGGACCACCGUCGGUCGCGCGAACGGUCUCGAGUCCUUCAUUCGCAUCUACGACGACUACGGCGUCGGGCAGACCUCCAUCGAGAUCGCUGUCUUGCCCUACGACGAGACGGGCAAGUUUUCCGAUGCUGGCGACUCCGGGUCUCUCAUCCUCGCCAGGGAUGGGCGCAUCGUUGGAAUCCUCACCGGCGGCGCGGGCCCUGCCGACAAGAUCGACAUCUCGUACCUCACCCCCUACUGGUGGGUCGAACAGCAGAUCAAUUGCUUUCUCUACGAGGUCGUCCAGUAG